AUGGCGCCCGCUGCUCUGAUCGAUCACUCUCCCUAUCAACCCAUUCCUGCCCAGAAGCUGCCGUCGGCAAACAAUCUCGUCCUCAUCGACAAUUAUGACUCGUUCACCUGGAACGUCUACCAGUACCUCGUCCUUGAAGGUGCCUCCGUUACAGUGUACCGAAACGACAAAGUGGCUCUUGAAGAGCUUAUUGCCAAAAAGCCAACGCAAUUGGUCAUCAGCCCUGGCCCAGGCCACCCUGACACGGACGCGGGCAUAAGUCAAGACGCAAUCAAAUACUUUGCGGGCAAGAUUCCGAUCCUAGGCGUGUGUAUGGGACAACAAUGCAUAAUCUCGGCCUUUGGUGGUCAAGUCGAUGUUACUGGAGAGAUCCUCCAUGGGAAGACCUCUCCCUUGAGGCAUGAUGGCAAAGGAUGUUAUACUACAUUGGCACAAGACCUACCUGUCACAAGAUACCACUCGCUCGCGGGGACACAUCCGACCCUUCCGCAGUCGCUGGAGGUCUCCUCUUGGAUAGCCAAAGGACCGGAUGGAGGCAAGGGCGUGAUUAUGGGUGUCCGCCACAAAGAAUAUGUCAUUGAAGGCGUCCAAUUCCACCCCGAAAGUAUCCUGACAGAGAAUGGUAGAGUCAUGUUCAAGAACUUCCUGCAAAUGUCUGGCGGAAAGUGGUCGGACAAUCCUCAGUAUGCGGCUCCCAAGGCAGAUGCCAAAGCCACCUUGAAUGGGGCAGCACCUGCGAAGAAAGAAUCCAUCCUGGACAAAAUCUACGCUCACCGACGACAAGCCGUCGCCGCUCAGAGGCUCAUCCCAUCCCAGCGACUGGAAGAUCUCCAAGAUGCCUAUGACCUCGGUCUUGCUCCCCCUCAAAUUUCGUUCCCAAAAAGGCUCCGACAGUCUCCUUACCCAAUUGCCCUCCUGGCUGAGGUCAAACGAGCCUCCCCUUCAAAAGGCAUCAUAUCCCUCGGGACGUGUGCUCCAGCGCAGGCACGAAAAUAUGCAACCGCCGGUGCCAGCGUCAUUUCCGUCUUGACAGAACCGGAGUGGUUCAAAGGAAGCCUCGAAGACAUGAGACUCGUCCGCCAGGCUCUCGAUAGCAUGCCCAAUAGACCCGCGGUGCUGCGUAAGGAGUUCAUCUUUGACGAGUACCAGAUUCUGGAGGCACGGCUUGCCGGCGCAGACACAGUCUUACUGAUUGUGAAGAUGCUUGACGUGGAGACAUUGACGAGGUUGUACAACUACUCGAGAUCGCUGGGAAUGGAGCCUCUUGUCGAAGUCAAUACGGCAGAGGAGAUGAAAAUUGCGGUUGAGUUGGGCGCCGAAGUCAUUGGCGUGAACAAUCGCAAUCUCACAAAUUUCGAGGUUGAUCUGGGAACGACAAGUCGACUGAUGGAUCAAGUCCCCAAGUCCACAAUUGUGUGCGCAUUAAGUGGAAUCUUUGGUCCUCAAGAUGUGCAAGCCUACAAAAAGGAUGGUGUCAAAGCAAUUCUGGUUGGCGAGGCCUUGAUGAGGGCAUCGAAUCCCGUGGACUUUAUUGCCUCGCUAGUAGGAGAUCCCGAUGUCCCUGCACAAAAGGCAGCACGAAACAGGCAACUUACGGUUAAAAUUUGCGGCACGCGCACACCCGAAGACGCCAAAGCAGCGAUUGAGGCUGGUGCAGAUCAAAUCGGCAUUAUUCUCGUGCCUGGCAGAACGCGCUACGUUUCGGACGAUGUGGCGCUACAAAUAGCGAAGGUUGUGAAAGGAACGCCUCGCGCGGCGUCUUCGAAACCCGUCAGUGGGGUUGAAGGAGUUGGCAGCGCGGAUUUCUUCAGCUACACCUCGUCCCAGCUCCUCCUCCAGCCCGACCGUGCCCUUCUCGUCGGUGUAUUCGUUGAUGCGCCCCUUCACCACAUUAUCCAGCAAGUCCGGAAGUUUGGAUUGGAUGCGGUACAGCUUCAUGGCUCAGAACCCCUGGAAUAUGCGAGGCAGAUCCCAGUUCCUGUCCUGAAAGCGUUCUCACCGAAGGACUGCGGGAUCAACAGAAGAGGCUAUCAUGCCUUGCCCUUGUUAGAUGCUGGUUCUGGUGGGUCAGGCACGAGGGUCAACCUCGAUGACGUGAAAACGCUAUUUAAAAAGGAUGACAGUCUCAAGGUGAUCCUCGCGGGAGGACUCACUCCGGACAAUGUACGGACGGUGCUGAAGGAACUGGGCGAAGAAUAUAUAGGCCAAAACAUUGUCGGCGUGGAUGUCAGUUCGGGGAUCGAAGUUGACGGUCGACGGAGUUCUGACAAAACGAAAGCGUUUAUAGACGCCGUCAAGACUUUGUAG
Messenger RNA from Fonsecaea nubica, 2307 nucleotides. RefSeq lists its product as hypothetical. The record is from RefSeq and is a predicted model, not a curated record. NCBI's taxonomy places the organism in Eukaryota, Fungi, Ascomycota, Eurotiomycetes, Chaetothyriales, Herpotrichiellaceae. Gene Ontology annotation, biological process: L-tryptophan biosynthetic process. The coding region runs from base 1 to 2307 and encodes 768 amino acids. Gene Ontology annotation, cellular component: cytosol. Gene Ontology annotation, molecular function: anthranilate synthase activity; indole-3-glycerol-phosphate synthase activity; phosphoribosylanthranilate isomerase activity. The transcript has a single exon.